CAUCAAGGUGCGCCUCGUCAACCAUAGCUUUUAGUUUUAGCAAGGUACAGAAAGUUGAUCAAGGUUAUUUCAGUUUGUCUCUCAGGUGAGAGAAAGGAAGGGGUGUGGUCAGCAGAGAAACUGGAGAGAGGCGGAGAAAAGAGCUGAAAACACACAGCCUACAGACUGUGAACUCAUCGGGGAUUCAAGAGAAGAGUUGUGAUUUUAAAGACAGUCCUCGAUCGACGACGCUGGAGGUUUCAGUGCCGACAUGGAUCACUUGUCUCGGGGCGUGUGUGGUUAAGACAAAGCUGUCAAGAACUGGAGAUCUGACUUACUUUGACUAACGGCGGGUCUGCCAGGUCAUGCUGAUGGACCAGGACACUCAGUGGCUGUAUGCACUCCUGGCUGAAGUCCAGCUGGAGAAGUUCUACCUGCGUGUCAGAGAUGGACUCAACAUCACGCGCGUCGAUCACUUCGCCUACGUGAAGGAGAGCGAUCUGGAGCAGAUCGGAAUCAGCAAACCAGCUCAAAGGAGACUAUGGGAGGCUCUGAAACGCUUCAAGAUAAACUCACGGUCGCGGGCACCCAAGGUAAGUCGACCUCAGGAUGGGCCGGAGCAGUGGAGCGGCCCUGCUCAGAGUCAGGAGGGAGUAAGCCGGGCUCUCCCGAGUCUGAUCCAGGACACAGAGCUGGUUCUGGGAGAGAAGCUGGGCUCGGGUUCCUUUGGGGUGGUGAAGAAGGGAGAGUGGCACACGCCUACUGGGAGAGUGCUGCCUGUAGCAGUGAAGUCACUGAGAAGCAACAUGUCCAGGCAGGCAGAGACACUCAAAGACUUCCUCCAAGAGGUGACCACCAUGCAGUCUUUGGACCACCCCAACAUCAUCCGACUGUACGGUGUUGUACUCACACAGCCCCUGAAGAUGGUGACCGAAUUGGCCCCCUUAGGCUCGCUGUAUGACAUGCUGCGCUCCCGUCAGUACGAGUACCCUCUUGUCCGCCUCUGGCUCUUUGCAACUCAGAUCGUGGCGGGGAUGGAUUACCUGGAGACCAGAAGGUACAUCCACAGGGACCUGGCAGCAAGGAACGUGCUGCUGGCAUCCAGGGAGAUGGUGAAGAUCGGGGACUUCGGCCUGAUGAGAGGCUUGAGCCAAGAGGCGGAUCACUACGUCAUGUCUGCACACAGGAGGAUCCCGUUUGCAUGGUGUGCUCCAGAGAGUCUCCGUGUCGGCUCUUUCUCUCACGCCUCAGAUGUGUGGAUGUUCGGUGUCACUCUGUGGGAGAUGUUCACCUACUGCGAGGAGCCGUGGUUUGGCCUGUCAGGCAGACAGAUUUUGUGGCGUGUGGAGAGGGAGGGCGAGCGUCUGGAGAAACCUCCGGAUUGCCCUCAGGAGCUGUACGCCGUGAUGAGGAAGUGCUGGGCCUGCAGUCCACAUGACAGACCCAGCUUUGCUCAGCUCUCCACGAUGGUGGCAGAGGCUAAACCAAUGGAGAUACAAAUUGGCAGAGACUUUGCUGAACCUAGAAAACUCGCUCUUGUGGCUAACGACUUGGUGACCGUCGUAGACCAUGGUCUGGAGCUGAGUGAGUGGAGAGGUCAGAACCACAGGACACUGGCAGUGGGCUGGUUUCCCACCAGCCUCAGUGUGCCGAUUCUUCCUCCAGCUGCUGCACCCAACCCUGCCGCUAACCCCCAGCACAUCUCAGCCCCGCUGAUGGGCAGCCUGCAGCACACCGGGCACGGAGACAUCAAACCUGAGCGCUCCUGGGGGACACCUGAAACUCUGGACGAAAGUGGCGGCAGGAGGUCGAGCCCUGCCAGGGAGAAGGAGGGAACCAAUCUGCAGAAAAUGGCAGGAAUGUCUCAGAGCUUGGAGUCUGUCCUGAGUGGACCCCGUCCUCGGGCGCACACAGUCGGCGUGAUCAGAAUGGAUCACCAGGGUCGACUGUUACCUCCCGCCAUGGCAGCUCACAGUGCGGUCGUACAGCAGGAUCUACGCCGCUUCAGCGAGGCCAGCAUCAACCCGCCUCCCCGACCGCCACCUCCCAACUUCAAACGUCCGAUCAUGAAACCUCAAAGGAGGCCCACCAUACACCAGGUUCCUGGGGCCCCGUGGCCCCCGCACAUGAUCAUCCCACCUCCGGCACAAAUACAGCCUCCACCUCCACCUCAACACCCACCUCCACUUCAACACCCACCUCCACCAGUCAUGGGCGGGUCAAACCUAGCUAAAAUGAGCAACAUGGCGCGCUCGACCCCACAGCUGGAUGAGCCCACGGACAACAGAGAGAGAGAGAGGGAACGAGGGAGAGAAAGGGACAAGUCGCCGCAGGUGCGCAACACCAGAGACGGUCUCAUUGGACAGGUUAUGGAGGCUGUCCAUGGAGUGACCACUGAAGAGGUUCAUGUUGCACUUCAACGAAGCGACUGGAACCCUGUGAGAGCUGAACAACAACUCAAGUUAGAGCAGCUGUACUCACUGAGCCUCUGCUCCAAAGAAGACUGUCUGAGGAUCCUCUCCAGGUACCAGUGGAACCUACAGGUCGCCAGCCGCUACCUGAUCCGAUGGUCACGGGACGAAAGACAAGGCCCCGGGGAGAGGGAGCGACCCCCAGUUAGCAACGAAAGACGAGUCUGAAUUGAUCUCUCAGACUUUACAGAAAUAAUGGAGGACUGAUUUUAUCAGCAACAUCUGGACUCAAUCUGACUGACUGAUCGACCCACUUUCAUCGAUAAUGGGAACACACAGGAGAUCGAGUGCAUAUAAAACAGAAGAUGGUUGAAUGCAAAAAGAAAAAAAAACUUUGAAACACACAAGUUUUGUAAAAACACAAUUUUCCUGACUCCGAUUUUAUAUUGUUCACGGUGCACUAUCCAGUACAUUGUCUUUUCUUGAAAAUAGUUUUUGUACGUGAAUUAAUUUGUAAAUACUGUAAGAAAAUGUUGUAUUAAAUAAAAUUGAUGAUCUGUUCUUAA
This is a messenger RNA of Notolabrus celidotus (New Zealand spotty), 2956 nucleotides long. It is a transcript of the gene tnk1, whose product is annotated as tyrosine kinase, non-receptor, 1. The record is from RefSeq and is a predicted model, not a curated record. Gene Ontology annotation, biological process: protein phosphorylation. The transcript has 16 exons. Gene Ontology annotation, molecular function: ATP binding; protein tyrosine kinase activity. The coding region runs from base 345 to 2618 and encodes 757 amino acids. NCBI's taxonomy places the organism in Eukaryota, Metazoa, Chordata, Actinopteri, Labriformes, Labridae.